Molecule: messenger RNA, 3528 nt
Organism: Humulus lupulus (European hop)
Lineage: Eukaryota; Viridiplantae; Streptophyta; Magnoliopsida; Rosales; Cannabaceae
Exons: 4
Coding region: 968-3163 (731 amino acids)
Source: RefSeq, a predicted model, not a curated record
UUUACCUUUUCUUUCUUUCUUCCUACAUUUUGUUUUGGCUGCAAAUUUUCAGCACCACACCCAUUACCAUUACCAUUUCUUCCCCAAAAUUUCAAUGCAGAACAGAAGAGUCUUUGACUCUUUUUCUUUAUUUCUCACUUAUGCACACCCUUGAAAAAGUUGUCUUUUUGUUUUUUUUCCCAAUUUUCAUUUCUUUUUGGUGUUAUCCUUAACCCAAAAUUCAUUAUUGUAUUCUUCUUGCCAUAAGAGUAAAACCAAAUUAAUACCAUCCAACCAAGAUUCCAAAUAUUGUAUCAUACUCCCAUUUUGAGGUUUUUUUGCAAAGGAAAUGGUUCUUAUUUCUCAGCCACUUCACUAUUCAAUAAAUAUAUUAUAUUAUUAUUAUUGUUAAGAGCUAUUGUUUUUGCAUAAAUUGACAAAGCUUCUAACUUCUCAAGUUUCCUCUCUUUGUUUUCUCUUAUGGGUCGGUGAGUUGAGGUUUUCGUCAGUAACUGUUCUUCUAUCCUUUUCGAAGCUGUACUACUCCGCCAUUAAUAUACCAUAUUGAAUAUUCAUCGAACAACCCUCCUACAUUUUGUAUUUUUUGGGAUUAAAUCUCAUCCGGGUUGGCCUCGAAAUCUUAUAUUUUUCUAUCUUUGGAGAAGAAAAAAAAAAAAUCCCCCAUUAUUAUUACCAAAAGCAAUCUCACCUACAAAGCUAAUUCUUUGUACAAAACAAAUGCUUGACCAUUAUCUUUUGUUUCGUACUAAUCAACCCUUUCUGGUCAGAAAUUUCUUCUGGUUUUUAAGUCCAUCUCUGUUUUUCCACUGAAAGAAGAAGAGAGAGAAAAAGAAAAAAAACCCUUCAUUCAUAACUUCUAUCUGCUCUUUUUUCAAGAUUCCCGUGAGUCUUUGAGAGGUUUUCCCAUCUGGGUUUUGUUUGGACUCUUCGGUAGAAGUUGACUGAUGCCUAUUGAAGCUCUUCAAAAAUGGCGAAUCUCGUACCGGGGGUCCUUCUCAAGCUUCUUCAGCAUAUGAACACUGACGUCAAAGUCGCCGGUGAGCACAGGUCUUCUCUUUUACAAGUUGUCAGCAUCGUCCCGGCCCUAGCCGGAGGCGAGCUCUUCGCGAACCAAGGUUUUUACCUUAAGGUUUCCGACUCUUCUCAUGCCACCUACGUCUCUCUCCCUGACGAACAUGAAGAUCUCAUUCUAAGUGAUAAAAUCCAAUUGGGUCAGUUCAUCCAUGUUGAACGGCUCGAAUCGGCUUCCCCGGUUCCGAUUCUCCACGGAGUCAGGCCCGUCCCCGGCCGGCACCCCUGCGUGGGAACCCCGGAAGACAUUGUGGCGACUCACACGCUUGGAUUUCUCAACGGUGGUAACAAUUCUUCUUCUACUUCGGGUUUGAAAACAACAGAGAGAGCAAAAUUGGAUUCGAAAUUGAGAUCGAAUGGUGGCGGGAAGGAGGAUCAGUCGGAGAAGAAAACGGCUUCAUCGCUCGUUCGGUCAAAGCCAAGCCAGCAGCAGUCGAAGUUGGCGAUCAAUGUGGAUGUGAAGAAGGAGCCAUUGGGGAGGAUGAAGUCGUUGAAUUCGCGGUCGAUUCCGUCUUCACCGACGAGUUGUUAUUCGCUUCCGACUUCUUUUGAGAAAUUUGCUAGUGGGAUCAAGCAGCACCAGACGAAGGUUAAGGUGACAGCGAAGGUGGUGGAGAAAGGGAGUGUGGUUCGGUCGGCGAGUCCGGCUGCGAAGAAGGUUGUGGCAGGAAAUCCAAUUCGGAAUUGGGUUCAGGGAUUUGAGAUGGGGGCCAAGGCUCUGAGGAAGAGCUGGGAAGGAAAUAUGGAGAUUAAGGGUAGAGAGAGCUCGAAAUUGAGAGGUGCCAAGCAGGAUCUCAAGUCUGAUCUUCGUGUUUCUACUCCUAGAAAGAGUACAUCAAGUGAGAGGUUGCCGUCUAAGGAAGAUAAUAAGAUCCAUAUAUCUGUAAAGUCCUCUAAAGAGGAGAACAAGGUUCAGAUGCCUACCAAGAAAGUUACUGCAAAUGGAACUUUGGAUGAUUAUAAUAGGUCUGAUAAGCAUAGAAUAUCAGUUGGAAGAAAAUCAACAGGAGAUAUAGCUAAUUAUGGAAUCCCCGGAAACUUGGUCAAGGUCCCUGUAAAUAAUAGAAAACUGACAGAAGGAAGUGUUUCAUGGGCUUCUCUCCCAUCAUCACUCGCAAAGCUUGGCAAGGAAGUUAUGAAGCAAAGGGAUGCUGCACAGACAGCAGCAGUAGAGGCUAUGCAAGAGGCUUCUGCUGCAGAGAGCUUACUUCGCUGUCUAAGCAUAUACUCUGAGUUAACUAGCUCAGCUAAGGAAGAUAACCCACAGCCAGCAGUGGAGCAGUUUCUAACUCUCCACUCUAGCUUGAGCAAUGCACGGUCAAUUGUUGAUUCAUUGUCUAAAACCAUACAUGCUGCUGGUGCAUCCCCAGAUACUGAAGAAAGCUCUUCAGAAGAAGCACUAAAGGUCACAUCAGAAAAACGAAAACUAGCAGCCUAUUGGGUGCAAGCUGCGUUAGCCACAAAUCUAUCUUCCUUUGCUGUGUUCACUAAAGAUCCUGCAUCGUUGUCUUUACCAUCUACAGCUUCUUCUCAAAACCAAAAGGUUUCCUUUGGAAAUCAACCUAUAUUAGUCCUUGAAAAUUCGACCAAGAAUACCUUAACAAAAACCCAGGGCAAGGUUCGCCCCAUGCUUGGCUCAAAGCUUAGUGCACCUGGAACCCCUCGCCGAGCAGGAGAUGGACCUGCCAUCACUCAAAAGCUGCAAAGCCAACCACCUGAAUGGGUUAAAGGAAAUGGCUUUAACGAGGCUGUUGACAUGGCUGACAAGCUGCGAUUGCAGUCCCAGGAUUGGUUUUUGGGGUUUGUGGAGAGGUUCUUGGAUGCUGAUGUGGAUUCAUCAGCUUUGUCGGAUAAUGGCCAAAUAGCGGGGAUGUUGACUCAACUGAAGAGUGUGAACGACUGGUUGGACGACAUCAGUCUUAAUAAGGAUGAAGAAGAAAACCCCCAUGUUUCAGUAGAAACCAUUGACAGGCUGAGGAAGAAGAUAUAUGAGUAUCUUCUCACACAUGUUGAGUCUGCUGCUGCUGCUCUUGGUGGUGGAUCCCAAUCGUCCCCGAGGAUUCGAUCUACUGAAAUAAAAGUGAGAAAAUAAGUAGAAUGAAGUUGUGCUCUGGAUUUUGUUCAAAUGUGCUGCGUGCAUUGGACAACAAUGCUGCCCCCAGCCAUUGAAGCUGUGCCCCUAACCACCAAGUGAAACCAAGGAGCCAGAUUGUUAAUUUAUGUAUAUAGAAUUCACAUAAGUUUGAGGUAUAGACAGGGUAUGAAGAUUGGUUCUCAAGAAAAAAUGAAUUUAGUGUCAAAAUUGAUCCUUUUUUAGCUUUAUUUUUUUGGGGUGGGAUUUAAAUUGAAUUUGAUUACUGAAAUCAUACAAAUUGUGUUUGGGGAGAGAAAAUUAUGUAUUUCUUGUCAUUAAUUCCCAAUUAUAAGCUUUCUUUGAAUAAAACAGUACUCAAGACA